AUGCAACGCUGUGCAAGUCUCUAUUGGCCACUGGUGGCUCUUGUACUGUUUUUAGUGACCACUCCGCAUGUCUCACGUGCUGCCAAUAGACAUGAACCACACAAGAACACCAUUCGUCCUUUCAUUAUUCCCUAUGAUCAUUCCGAUUAUUUAAAAUUACAGCAUCGAUUGAAUGAGACUCUCUAUUUGAUGAAGACGGAAUGGAAACAGUAUGGAGCCUUCCAUAGUUUAUAUUCUACUCCAGCCACGAGAUGGGAAAUGGGUACUGAUCUGGAUCAACUCAUCGAGUUGGUUCAAUAUUGGCUUGAUGAAUUUAAUUGGAAGCAACAAGUGGAAAAAUUAAAUUCAAAAUUACCACAUUUUGAAACGACUAUAACUUUGGAAGAUCAAGAGGAUUUGAUUCGUUUUGCAUGGAGACAAUCAUCCAAACAAUCCGAUUUGCCAUUGGAUCAGAGAAAAGUCCUUCUCAUUAUUCAUGGAUGGCCAGGAAAUGUUUGGGAAUUUCACAAAAUUGUGAACGAGUUGGUUGAAGAGAAAGGCUUUGAUGUCGUGGCACCUUCCAUACCAGGCUAUGGGUUUUCUUCAGCUCCUAAAACGGAGGGUUAUGAUGUGAAAAAAGUGGCUUCUCUCUUUGUCAAGCUCAUGAGAGAGCUCGGUUAUGGCAAGUAUGUCGUUCAGGGAGGAGAUUGGGGAAGUUUGAUUGGAGAGAAUGUAGCUCGAUUGGAUUCGACUCAUUGCAUUGGUUAUCAUUCGAACAUGUGUGUAACAUUGCCUUAUUGGCAAGAUUGGCUUCAAGUUGCAGUAGACUCUGUGAAAAAGAUCAUCUAUGGAACUCCUCUCAUUGAGAAUACUGAAUCUUUUAGUUCCUUCUUAUUGUAUACUGUAAAAUAUUUUACUGCAGAUGGUGGUUAUCAACAUAUUCAAUCGACAAGACCUGAUAGUUUGGGAAUUGCAUUGUUGGAUAGUCCUGUCGGUACGAUGGCUUAUAUUUUAGAAAAAUUCAUUUCAUGGACCGAUAUUCCACAAAAAGAUACUUCUCAAUUAUUCACUCGAAUUUCACGAGACGACUUUUUGACCAUUGUCAUGAUUUAUCAAUCGACACGAACCAUCGCCUCAAGUAUUCGACUCUACUAUUUUACCAUGGCCAAUAAUGCUCAAAAGUCCUUUGGUGAAGACAAACCCUAUCUCACAACACCCACAGCAUGCGCAGUGUUUAAGGAUUUAUUUAGAGCCACUCGAUAUACUGCACAGAGAAAUUUCAAUUUGGUACAAUUUAAUCGAUUUGAACAAGGAGGACAUUUUGCUGCGUUGGAAAAUCCAAAAGCAUUGGUGCAAGAUGUUGUUACCUUUGCAACAAAUAGGUUUGACACUUCAAUGGAAAGCAAAAAGAAGGAAAAGAACGAGUUGUAA
Naegleria lovaniensis is the source of this 1410-nucleotide messenger RNA. RefSeq lists its product as uncharacterized. Gene Ontology annotation, biological process: epoxide metabolic process. NCBI's taxonomy places the organism in Eukaryota, Heterolobosea, Eutetramitea, Acrasida, Naegleriidae. The transcript has a single exon. The record is from RefSeq and is a predicted model, not a curated record. Bases 1 to 1410 code for a protein of 469 amino acids. Gene Ontology annotation, molecular function: epoxide hydrolase activity.